This is a messenger RNA of Pseudogymnoascus verrucosus, 1915 nucleotides long. RefSeq names its product methylthioribose-1-phosphate isomerase (gene MRI1). The transcript has 3 exons. The record is from RefSeq and is a predicted model, not a curated record. The coding region runs from base 337 to 1701 and encodes 454 amino acids. Gene Ontology annotation, molecular function: S-methyl-5-thioribose-1-phosphate isomerase activity. Lineage: Eukaryota; Fungi; Ascomycota; Leotiomycetes; Thelebolales; Thelebolaceae.
CGAAAAGUUCGAGAAAGCGAAUUUACGACUGUUGUGCGCUCGCUUGGUGAUGUGUGGGUCACGUGUUGACUUGGCUGGGUGGUCCGUGCAGUUUCGACCAAUUAGCGGGGGUUGCCGGUGCAUGAAGCCACGAUGGGGCAGAAAAGUUUAAAUGUGGCUCACCGCCUACCAUGGAGGGGUACCUUGACUGCGACAUCAGGGCCUCCGUUUACUUUUCGAGGGAAGCAUACUCGGAAUCUAUCUGUUUUUAGUCCGCGUCUCAGUCUGUCUUCAAGUCAUUGGGUUGGCUUUUAAUACUAUCUAAAUUUUCCAUUUAUUGUUCCUCUAGAACCCGCAAUGUCUGCACUUCAGGCUAUCAAGUACACGCGGGGCAAGUUGGAGGUGCUCGACCAGCUGAGAUUGCCACAUGAGUCUGUCUAUGAUGACGUCUCAACAUGUGAACAGGCUUUCGAUUGUAUCAAGUCCAUGCGUGUUAGAGGUGCACCGGCAAUUGCAAUUGUAGCCGCUCUUGCAUUGGCAGUUGAGUUGGCGAACGCCGACCUCAAUCAAUCUUCCGUCGAUGGGCAGUUGAAAUAUGUUCACGACAAGCUGGACUACCUUAUGGGGAGUAGGCCAACUGCUGUUGACCUCUCAAACGCCAUCAGGCUCCUGAAGAUGACGGUCAACGCAGCGGCAAUUGCGGAAGCAGAUCGCACUUCGAACAGGACUGCACAGCCAGAUGCUGCCGUGAUCAGGGAAGCAUACAUCAAAGCCGCGGAGAAGAUUCUCGAGGAUGACCUUCAAACAAACCUGGCUAUCGGCAGGUAUGGUGCCGAGUAUCUCAGACGCCAGCAACUCCCCGUCCUAUCGCCCGAAAACGACGCCGACGACCUCCGCUACUUCACUACCAGCCCCCCCGGAACCCAAGGAGCUCCCGACCGUACCUACAGAAAGCUCAGCGUCCUAACCCACUGCAACACCGGCUCACUCGCCACCUCCGGCCACGGCACAGCCCUCGGUAUAAUCCGCAGCCUCCACAAGAUGAACUACCUCGACCACGCCUACUGCACCGAAACCCGGCCCUACAACCAAGGCGCGCGCCUCACGGCCUUUGAGCUCGUCUACGAGAAGAUUCCCUCCACCCUCAUCACCGACUCCAUGGCCGGCGCCCUCUUCGCGCGCCUCAAGACCGAGAAGAACAUCUCCGCCGUCAUCGUAGGCGCCGACCGCGUCGCCCGCAACGGCGACACCGCUAACAAGAUCGGCACCUACUCCCUCGCCGUCCUCGCCAAGUUUCACGGCAUAAAAUUCAUCGUCGCAGCUCCCACAACCAGCAUCGAUCUCGAGACCGUCACGGGAUCCGAUAUCGUCAUCGAGAAUCGCCCGCAGAAGGAACUCACCCAGAUCAGCGGUGCGGUGGUCGAUAAGGAGGGGAAUGUCGAUGUUAGUGAUACGCGCCGCGUCGCUGUCGCGCAUCAGGGGAUUGAUGUGUGGAAUCCGUCGUUUGAUGUCACGCCCCAUGCGUUGAUUGAUGCGAUUAUCACCGAGAAGGGGGAGGUGGUCAGGUCGGCGAAUGGGACGUUUAGCUUUCAGCAUAUUAUGCCGGCGAGGUGGAAGCAGCAGGUUGAGAAGACGGAGUCGGUUGAGGUGGCGGCGUUGUCGGGCAAGGCGUCGGUGGCGGAUUCGGAGGAGGGGACGCAGUUUAAGCUGGAGCUUGUUUGAGGGUGGUGUGGUGGCUGUAGAAGGAGGUGGGAUCAACUAUGUGGUGUUUUGGGGUUGGGGCGGGGAGUCAGGACUUCAACAUUCAUGACUGAUGAGGUAGAAUCAGGGGUUAAAUGGCGAAUAGCGUAUUAUGCUUUAGGUGGUAGACAGAUAGACUACUUAAUUUCAGGAUCUUCCUUGUGCGAGGUUAUAAAUAAAAAUAUUUAUUGAUUAA